AUGCUGAAAAUGCCAUGGAUCAAAUUUUACUGCACCUUUGUGAAAAAAUCAAUUUAUCGGACUAUGAAUAGAUAAUAGAGGGACCGCAUAAAAGGGAUUCAAGCAACAGACAGUAAAACUAAUCUUUGAAUAUAAAGAGAUCGUAUUAGUUGCAGAAGAAAGGGACAUUGUGCUAGCUGGGUAGGUGUGGAGGACGGUUUAAUCCUACAGCAUUCUGAGGAGCAUACUCUUCAAUCCCAGUAUACUUAGCACCAAAGCAGCUGACUUCUUAGAGUUCAUUGGUUGAUAUUGUUGCCACAUGAUGUAUAGGGCUCAUGGAACAUUGGUUAUUUUGAGAAAUCUGUAGAAGUCUAGCCUGGAGGAUGGUUAGCUAGUCCAUCAAACCUCAAGGUAACAGCCCAAUUAACAAUAUCAUACAACCACCAAGAGCUCAACCCAACAACACAGUAUAUUGAUGAUUCCCUUAUCGCACACUUCCAGGAUUAAAAGCAAGGAUACAAGCUCUUAAUUGCAACAAGCAGAUAUGAUAGAUAGAGCCAAGAACAAGAAAUGCACUUAAAUAUACUUCAAAUUAUAUAAACAGAGUGCAAAACAACUGAAAAUGUGACAGAGGCAGAUACUUCGAUAUCAGAAUGACAAAAUUUAAAUGCGACUUUUUUCGACUGAAAUGGAUAUUUGUGAUCACAUUAUGGUUGUUGUUCAGUGCUGAGAUUAAUAAUGGGUUCAAUCUGGAUGUUGAGCAUGCAGAUGUGUUCCACGGGCCAAGAGAUUCAUAUUUUGGAUUUUCUAUUACGCUUCAUAGAAAUCAGCAGGGUGCAUGGUUGUUAACUGGAGCACCAAAGGCUGAGUCUAUUCACCAACAACAUCUACAUAAGCCAGGUGCUGUCUUUGUAUGUCCAACCACAUCCACUGGUAGCACCACAUGUGAACAGCUCAAACUAGACACCAGAAAUAACCUAUUUUGGACGUCUUGGCCAAGGUUUUUUGAUGAAAAGGACAACCAAUGGCUUGGUGUUUCUAUUGAUUCACAAGCCAACAAUCUCAACCCAUCUGAGGGCAUCAGUGGGAAAAUUGUGAUCUGUGCACAUCUAUGGAAAGAUCGUAAAUACAAGGAGCACAUUAGCGCAAAUGGUUUAUGUUACGAGAUAGACAGCAAUCUAAACUUUGACUCAGUGACCCAGUUACGCCCCCUGAUCGACAGUAGGAAACAGAGCAAAGAUGGGAUGCACUAUUACGCUUUUGGCCAGGCAGGCUCUGCUGUACAUUUUGCAAAGGAUGGAACCACACUUAUGUUGGGUGCAGUAGGCUUGUUGAACUGGACAGGAGGUGUAGUAGAAUAUGAUGUGACAGACUACACCAAAUACAUGGUAGACCCUGCAGAAAGAUCUGACAAUAACAGCUAUGUGGGAUAUUCUCUCUCUUCUGGUAGAUUCUACAUUGGGACUACCAUCUACAAAGUUGCUGGAGCACCAAGAUAUAAUAACCAUGGAAAGGUCUACAUCUAUGAAGGUGACUUCCAUGUGCGUAUGGAACUACAGGGUGAUCAGAUUGGUGAAUACUUUGGAGCAUCUGUAUGUGCAAUAGACUUAAACAAUGAUGGCUUAGAUGAUCUACUUGUUGGGGCACCCCUGUAUUCUGAUUUUGAAGAUGAAGGAAGAGUGAAAGUUUUUAUUAAUAAACAAAAUGGUGUGCUAUCUGAGGGAGUUAUAUUGAAAGGAUCAGGUGCCAUCAGAGGAAGGUUUGGAACAUCAAUUGCAGCUGCCGGGGAUCUCAAUAGAGAUGGCUAUCAAGAUGUUGCUAUUGGUGCACCAUAUGAAGAUAAUGGAAGGGGUGCCAUCUAUAUUUAUCAUGGGAGAUUUGAUGGAAUACACGCAGAAUACUCACAAAGGGUAGCAGCACGGAGUAUUGAUGAUACACUGAGAACAUUUGGCUUUGCCUUGAGUCGAGGAUUAGAUGUUGAUGAUAACCAGUACACAGAUCUUGCCAUAGGGUGUUACAAAUCCAACAAUGCGGUGCUACUAAAGACUCGUCCUGUUGUUAACCUUCAUGGAUCACUCCUUCUCUCUACCACAGAGCUAGAUCUUGUAUUCUCCACUUGCCAUUUAAACAACCACACUUAUAGCUGCCUUACAUUGACUGUCCAGUUCAAAUAUGAUGGACUUUCCCUGCCCCAAACAAUUAAUAUCCAAUACUCAUUAAAAGCUGAUACCUUGAAGCACUUGGACAAGGUCAAAUACAGAGGAUAUUUCUCUGGUACUGGCUCUGCCCAUGUCUCAGCACAUGCCAUGAUAGUCAAAGACAUUCCAUAUGUACAGAAAUAUACAAUCAUCAUUAAUCCUGAUAUAAAAGACAUUAUCACCCCACUUCAAUUUGAAUUGGAGUAUAGCUUAGAUAGUAAAACAAAACAGAGUGCCCACACCUUGCCACCUAUACUCAAUAUAUAUACUCAAACACUACAAAUAAAACAGGCAAUAUUUGCUCAUGACUGUGGAGAAGACAACAUCUGUUUAACAGACCUCCAACUGAGGGGUAACAUAGAUUUACCCCUGGGGAACAGUUAUAUCAUCCUGGGGUACCCCCAUGGCAUCAUCACACUCAACCUUGAACUCAACAAUAAAGGAGAGACAUCUUACCUCACAGAAAUUACAAUAUCAUACCCAAAACUAAUGCAAUAUAUUCAAGUAGAGACACUAUAUGGAGACAUUAAACUAAUGUGUAUUCCAAAUGCUAGAAUAAAUGAAAAUGACUCCAUGCCAUUAAUAUGUGAGCUGACUAAACCCAUGCAUGCACAUUCCAAAAUCAUAUUUGCAGUUAAGUUUGAUAUUAGUAAAAUAGAGAACACUAAAGGAGGGCUGAAUGUGGAAGCCAUUGUUAAAUCAGGGAGUGUUGAAUACGCCAAUACCACCAGAGACAAUGCUUUUAAACAGCAUCUUCCUAUCUAUGUGGAGGCUGAUGUAAUAUUUACAGGGGUGUCCCAUCCAGAACAACUAGUCUACAAAAACCUUAAAAACUCAUCUACAGGGUGUGCCAAAACCUCAUCUUCAGAAUACACAUAUCCCUUGAUACAUACCUUUGAUAUUAUGAACACUGGUCCUGGCAGACUGCCACAUAUAGAUCUAGAUAUCCUUGUGCCAAAUAUAACUUGCAACAAAGUUGCAUUACUUGAGAUUACAAAUAUUGAGAUUAUAUAUAAAAGUAAUUCCCUGGAACAUAACUGUAGAAUAGUUGAGAAUAAGUUCACAAGGGGGUAUGAUAAACCCAUGGACUCCAAUGGUACCAUAUAUGACAUCAAGUUUUCAACGGCACUAGAGCAGAAGGGGACAUACAGCCUGGACUGCACUAAUGCCCCUUGUGUCCAUUAUAGUUGUCAAUUAGGACAAAUUGCAGUUGGAGAAAGUGCACUCAUAAUGCUUCAUUCAAACUUACACACUUCUGUGUUACAUUCAAUGCAACCAUUGCAGUAUUUUGACCUGAUGACUGAAAUGUCCAUCACGUUGCCAUAUCAACCUGGGCUCAUUAUGUCACGACACACCCAGUCUAAACAGGUAACUACACACCUGUAUCCACAGUCCACAAGUUAUGAAACUCACUUGUCCUGGUGGAUCAUCCCAGCCAGUGCUGGCAUUGGCCUUAUGAUACUCAUCAUCAUUAACAUCAUCUUAUGGAAGUCUGGUUUCUUCAAAAGGAAGGACAAAGAGGACCUACAAAAACUCAUGUCUAGCUAUAGAAUAGAAAACACUGAAUCCUUACUUGAUCAUGAAAACAACAUUGAUAUUCUUGAAGGAGAAGACGGGGAUACUUUAUCCUCUAGAUCAACUACCACACUGAUAUAAUCAGACACUCAUAUAAUCGAGACUCUGAUAUAGCUUAUUGUAUAGCAUGUUUGCUGAAAAUAUCAUUAAUUCAAAUUCCCAUGAGAUUUCUGUUUAGAAUAAUAAUUAAUGAUAUUUUUGGUAAAUUGUCUCUGGAAUAAUAAACGAUAUUGAGGGGUUACUUAUUUCCCUGUCCUCAAUUCAAGUUGUAAAGAAUAUUGUGGUUUCUUUAUUCGAUGGAAACAUUUUGGAUGUACUUGGAGCUAGCUCUGCAACAUCAACAUUGAAUUCAUGCUCCAGGAAAGAAUAGACAAGGACUAGUAGGAUUUAUUUAUUCUUAAUGAACAAGGAGAUAUACAUUUUUUAUAAUCAUAAGUGCAAUAAAUUAUUGUGUAAUAAAAUAUAACAAUAACAUAAUGUCUGAUUUCUAAA
Owenia fusiformis is the source of this 4244-nucleotide messenger RNA. Lineage: Eukaryota; Metazoa; Annelida; Polychaeta; Sabellida; Oweniidae. The record is from the annotation of a GenBank genome assembly.